This is a messenger RNA of Zygotorulaspora mrakii, 1332 nucleotides long. RefSeq lists its product as uncharacterized. The coding region runs from base 1 to 1332 and encodes 443 amino acids. Gene Ontology annotation, biological process: regulation of cyclin-dependent protein serine/threonine kinase activity. The record is from RefSeq and is a predicted model, not a curated record. Gene Ontology annotation, cellular component: nucleus; cyclin-dependent protein kinase holoenzyme complex. Gene Ontology annotation, molecular function: protein kinase binding; cyclin-dependent protein serine/threonine kinase regulator activity. The transcript has a single exon. Lineage: Eukaryota; Fungi; Ascomycota; Saccharomycetes; Saccharomycetales; Saccharomycetaceae.
AUGGACACAUUGGAGGUUCCGCUAAGGACAGGAUUUUUCCAAAAUAGUAACUUCAGUGAGUUAAAUGAUGAUUCGGAAUUGCUUGAUAGUCCACCUGGUAACUCCGCUAAAAAGGUGAGGUUCCAAUCCAGCAAGCAUGAUGAUGAGACGAACGAUAGUGGCAAGUACUUAAAUCAUGAAGAUGACCCUCUGCAAGGUAAAAAAAAUGUUGAGGAUUUACUUGAAUAUGCAAAUCAAGUAAAUGACUAUGUGGCGCAAAAUUUGGACAAGAUAAAUAGUUUUAGAUCCGAUUUAUUGAACGAUGGUUCCUAUGUCAAGCCUUACAGUGAUGUCGCCACACAAGCAACGAACUUAUCAGCAUCUAUGUCUAAUUUUGAACUGAGCGACAACGAAUAUGAUGAUCAUGAUACCAGUACUGACAUGUUAUCUACCGGGCUGGUAAAUGAUGGUUCGUCUGCAUUAAAUAAAAGUGAGAAAGUGCUAUUAGAAACAUUACCUUCAACGGAAAUAUCUGAGAUUAUUGAUUACGGUACCGAUAAUGAUCAAAUCAGUGAAAGCAGCGACAGUACACUGGAGAAUUCGCCAAUAUCACGUCCGUGCGAUACUAUGCCUAUACAGCUGAAUAAAGAUAUCAAGAAUCCAAUAUUCAAUUCUUCGGAAAAGGUUCAGCCUCAAACUUCGCAACAGCCGGACAAAGACAAUCCUAAGACGUCUCUGAUAAUAGCGGAUAUUAAGUCAUCAAGUGACGUUCCUGAACUAUCGCCUGUUGAAGGAAUUAACAUUCUUGAAGAUACAAUAAAAUGCAUUUUACAGCUUUCUCAAAAUGAUAUUGAUAAAAAAAAAAUUAAUGACUCCUGUUCUUCUAAUGACCCAACUUUUAAUGAUGAUGACCCAUAUGACCCUAACGAAUACUCGAAUUUCUUCAUGAAGAGCGCACCCACAAUAACGUAUCAGCAAUUGAUUUCAAGAAUUCAAGCCAAAUGUAUGUUUGGAUCUGUGGUUUACACUACAGCUACCUUUCUACUGCAAACACUGUUGUUGACAAGAGAGGGGAUAGAGGGUCCGAUCAUUUUGAGGCAAAUUUUGAAUGAAAAUGAAAUCCACAGAUUGAUCAUUGCAUCUGUCCGUAUAGCAACGAAACUGUUGGAAGAUUGCGUCCACUCUCAUCAAUACUUCUGCAAAGUGUGCGGUGUUUCGAAAAGACUCCUUACACGGUUGGAAGCGUCACUAAUCACAUGUUUAAAAGAUGAUGCUCUGAUAAUUACUAGUGAAAAGCUGGCAGCAUCCAUUAAAGUAAAAGAUGAGCUCAUACAAACAAAUUUUUCACAUUAA